CCCCGAGCCCCGAGCGAGCGCCGCCGCGGCCGCCUCGCGCCCGCCGGUGCCCGGACACGCCGCCGCCGCCCCCGCCGGGAAGGCAGCCGGCGCCGAGCGAGUUGCGAGCGGAGCGCGCCCCUGCGCCCGGGAAAGUUUCCCCCGCGGCCGCCGGCGGGAGUUGGCGCGGGGUCCGGCCGCUGCCGCUGGAAGAGGUUACUGAAGCCACCAUCACAAAGAGACCUCAAGGAAUCUUGACACCUUGAAAGGAGAAGACACCAGUUGAAAGAGGUGGGCAUCUCCUGGACGGCCCCGAGCUCACAGUGGGCACUGUCAUCAAAGCAACUUGAACCCUUUGAAGUUGACUUCUAGAAACGUGGGCACGGUCCUUGUCCAGACUUCCCUGCCGGCCACCCAGGAGCCAACGUGACAGCUACUUGUGUCAGGCACUGUGCUGAGGGUUUGACACUCGCGAUCUCAUUCAGUCCUCCCACAUCGCUAUGAGGUUGAACUGUGGCGACCCCAUUUUACAGACAAGCAAACCGGGGCACAGAGAAGGCAGCCAAGUUGUCCCAGGUCACACGCCAGAACAGAUCGGGCAUUCCUACCCAGGGCUGUCUUGACUGCAAAGCCUGGACCCCAAUCGCCUCUCUUCCCAGGUGUCUUUCUAGAAACACCCAGGGGAGAAAGAGGAAAACAGCGGAGCACCAUGGAAGGCGACUGUCUGAGCUGCAUGAAGUAUCUGAUGUUUGUUUUCAAUUUCUUCAUUUUCCUGGGUGGGGCCUGCCUGCUGGGCAUCGGCAUCUGGGUCCUGGUGGACCCCACCGGCUUCCGGGAGAUCGUGGCCGCCAACCCCCUGCUCAUCACGGGCGCCUACAUCCUCCUGGCCAUGGGGGGCCUGCUUGUCCUGCUGGGUUUCCUGGGCUGCUGUGGGGCCGUCCGUGAGAGCAAGUGUCUGCUGCUGCUUUUCUUCCUCUUCAUUCUGAUCAUCUUCUUGGCGGAGCUGUCGGCGGCCGUCCUGGCCUUCAUCUUCCGGGAGAAUCUCACCCGCGAGUUCUUCACCAAGGAGCUCACCAAGCACUACCAGGGCAGCAACGACACGGACGUCUUCUCUGCCACCUGGAACUCGGUCAUGAUCGCCUUUGGUUGCUGUGGGGUCAACGGGCCUGAAGACUUCAAGUUUGCGUCCGUUUUUCGCCUCCUGACUUUGGACAGUGACGAGGUGCCGGAGGCCUGCUGCCGGAGGGAACCCCAGACGCGGGCCGGGGUCCUGCUGAGCAGGGAGGAGUGCCUCCUGGGAAGGGACCCGUUCCUCAACAAGCAGGUCGGGAGCCAGGACUGCAGUUACACAGUGGGCGCCUCCUCAGCCUGUGCUCUAUUUUGGGGAAGCUCGGAUCUGCCAUGUGGGGCACCUCCUGACCCAAGGGAGCAAGGUUUCCCUGACCUGACCCUCCAAGGUCAGGGAAGCUGCUAGACUCCCUUGCUUCUCUUGCAACCUGAGGACUUCAUCUCGGUCUCAGAAGAAACUCUCUCCAUCCUGCGUGUGCCACCUCUGAGGGGCACGGGGGCCCCGCCUGGCCCCCUCUGUGAGACGGACACCCCCUUGUACUUGAUCCCCCUCCCACGGACCAGUCCCCACCCCCCGGGCGUGUGUGAGACCGGGGGUCGGGGGAGGAUGAGGAUGAACUGAGUCCAUACCCCACGGCCCUCGCUGGAUUAGGCCUUUAAUGAGGAUCUUGUGGGAAUGUUCCAGAAGCAGGGGACCCAGCAGGGGACAGGAGACAAGGCCCCGGUUCCUGGGGCGCUCACGGUCUAGUCAGAGGGAGCAGAUGCUAAACCAGCAGCAGACAAAUAGAGUCAUCGUUUCACGCGAUGAUGAUUACUUGAAGAAAACCAAACCAGAUGUUGGACUAGAAGGGACUGGGGUGGGGGUGCUCAAGGCAGGCCUCUCAGAGUCCCCGAGGAGGGGACAGUUGACCUGAGGCCACCUGACGAGGCUCUUUCCAGCCCCUGCUUUGCCCCGCAAACCCGGCACCUCCAUCCGCGGCACCUGCCACGUCCUGUCAAAGGAUUCGUGAGGCCCCGGAGCCACGUUCCUCUGCCCCUUGAGGUCCUGCCCCCUGCGCUGGGGGAAAGAGACAUCAAUAAAGAAGCGAGGGCCUGGGAUCCGGCCCCUGCGGGCUUGAGGGGGGCACCCCAGGGGUUGGGGCUCUGCCGUGAGCAGAGGCCGUGGGAUGUGGGGGGAUGUCAGGCCUGGGCUGUCAGCCGCUGUGUCACCCUGGUCAAGCCACCCUCUCUGGACCCCAGAUUCCUCAUCCCGAUGCAGAGGCUGCUGGCUGUCCUCCUGGGAAAGAGGGGGUUUGUAAGACCCCUGACCCCCGGGUGGAGGCUGCCCCUCCCAGCCCCUUGCAGUGAGGCCAUGUGACCGAGUUCUGGCAGAAGGAAGGGGAGCAGAGGUGACUUGCGCGACCGGGUCACGUCUUUAAGGAAAAUCUCCGUGCCGGCCCCUCCUCUUUCCCCCCUGGCUGGAACGCAGCUUGGUGGCAGCCGGCUCGGGCCUUGCAGGGGGGUGGCCCUCGGGACGUCAGACCAUCAGGAGAGAAAGAGCCGGGCCACUGACAGCUCCACGGAGCAGAGCGGCCUCCACAGCCCAGGAUUCGAUGUGAAAAACCAACUCUGACUUGUGGGAGGAGCUGCUGUCAGGAAGGCCCGGUGCCCGUGACAAUCCUGUACCCUGAGGCCACCUGGGAACUGCUCACGGAGGCUCUUCACGGACCCUGUUCCCUUAGAGCUUCAGACUGGCCCGUUUCCCAGUUCCCCAUUCAUCCUCCGGGGUGAUGGCUCCUUCCGCCUCGGGCACCACUUUGCAGUCGGAGCUCAUCAGAGAGGCCCCUGUGCGGCCACGUCAGUUCUCUGUGAUGCCUCUGCCUCUGUUCCUUGUGAGGACUGCCCGAGAUCUCUUUUCUGAGACACUCACACCCCUCCUGAGCAUUCUCCCCUUUUCAAAGCCUCUGCUGAGGGACUGUCUCUACUUGGUUGUUCUCCGAAUCCCACUUCCCUAAAGCCCAGGAUGCAUUGCUGACUUUGCCUCACAUCCUCAUCACAGUCUUGAGUCAGGGAGUAGCAUGUUUGGUUGUAAGGAACUGAAAUCCCAACCAAAGCAGCUUGCGCAAAUGCCAGAAAACAGUGGCUUCCCACGUUGUAUCGGUGGCUCAUCCUGUCAGUCAAGGCCUUGUCUCUGUGAUCCUUGUGGCCUUUCCUUGUGCUUACCACUUCAUGGUGGCAAAAUGGCUGCCAUGGCUCCAGACAUCCCACCCAUGUUCAAGACAGGGAGAAGGGGAAAGGGUAGCACCAGCCUCUUUCCCAGAAACUCCCUGCAGACUCCUGCUUACGUCUCGCUGGCUAGGACUUGGUCACAUGGCCACCAGGAGCCAAGGCAGAGGGCACUUGUCUCUGGGUGUUGAGUUAGUCCACCAGCGCUGUUUACCACUGAGCUCCAGUGAAGAGAAAUGAGGAAAUCCUGAAAGAAGGUGGCCCGUGAUGAAUACUUAGGCUCCUCCACUGAGUUGAACCCACCAUGGCAGCUUCUCCAGCUCAUUCCUCAGCCGUCCCUGGGGCAUGACGGUCACCCAGGCCAGUCAAUAAUGUGUUCUCCUGCUGGAAACAAAUCAGAGGGUCUCCCAGUAGAUGGUGACUUUGCUAGACCUUGACCCCAGGCCAGUAUGGUGACCACCACUAGGAAACCAUCCGUAUCCCCAUUUGUUCGGGUGAUCUUAGGUCUUCUCUCCCCACAUCACUCUGUUUCUCUGCUCGCUGCCCAGUGCUCCCCACUUGCUUCCCAGUAGGUUGCAAGUGUGGGUGCUACUGUGACUUUCCUUGAAACAAAGUGCUACACCCUCAUCCUCCCGGCCAGAGAGCGAGUCCAGCAUGUGCAAAGGCCCUGGGGUACGAGGGAGCAUCAUGUGUUCCAGGAACCAAGAGAAGGCUCACUGGGCUGGAGCACAGUGAACAGGGCCAGACUAGCUUGGGUAGGGCAUCAG
Messenger RNA from Diceros bicornis minor, 4019 nucleotides. It is a transcript of the gene TSPAN18, whose product is annotated as tetraspanin 18. The record is from RefSeq and is a predicted model, not a curated record. Lineage: Eukaryota; Metazoa; Chordata; Mammalia; Perissodactyla; Rhinocerotidae. Bases 689 to 1453 code for a protein of 254 amino acids. The transcript is spliced from 10 exons. Gene Ontology annotation, cellular component: membrane.